AUGAAGGGCCUCCUCAGCCUAACAUUGUUCCCGCUGCUGGCAGCUGCCUCUCCCACCUGGUCCGAAUCCAUCCACAACGGUGCUGCUCCUGUCUUGUCUUCCACGAGUGCCAAGGAGAUCCCAGAUUCCUACAUCGUUGUGUUCAAGAAGCAUGUCGGAGCCUCGGCUGCGUCCGCUCACCACAGCUGGGUGCAGGACAUCCACUCGGACACCAUGCGGAUGGAGUUGAAGAAACGCUCCCUCUUUGGCUCCGACAGUGACCCUUAUCUCGGCGUGAAGCACACUUUCCACGUCGCGGGCUCGUUGAUGGGUUAUGCUGGUCACUUCCACGAAGAUGUGAUCGAGCAGGUUCGCCGGCACCCAGAUGUCGAGUAUAUCGAGAAGGAUUCCGAGGUCCACCACUUCGAGGACCCGGCCAUCGAGAAGAACGCUCCUUGGGGUCUGGCUCGUAUCUCUCACCGCGAUUCUCUCUCUUUCGGUACCUACAACAAGUACCUUUAUGCCGAGGAUGGUGGUGAGGGUGUUGAUGCCUACGUCAUUGACACCGGCACCAAUAUCAACCACGUUGACUUUGAAGGGCGUGCCUCGUGGGGCAAGACGAUCCCCCAAGGUGAUGCGGAUGAGGACGGCAAUGGCCACGGCACACACUGCUCCGGCACCAUUGCCGGUAAGAAGUACGGUGUGGCCAAGAAGGCCAAUGUGUACGCUGUCAAGGUCCUCCGCUCCAACGGCUCUGGCACCAUGUCAGAUGUUGUCAAGGGUGUUGAGUGGGCUGCUGAGGCUCACAUCAAGAAGGCCAAGGCUGCCAAGGACGGCAAGGCCAAGGGCUUCAAGGGCAGUGUUGCCAACAUGUCCCUCGGUGGUGGUAGCUCCCGCACUCUUGACCUUGCUGUGAACGCUGCCGUUGAUGCCGGUAUGCACUUCGCUGUUGCUGCUGGUAACGACAACGCCGAUGCUUGCAACUACUCCCCAGCGGCUGCCGAGAAGGCCGUCACUGUGGGCGCCUCCACCCUGGGCGACGAGCGUGCUUACUUCUCCAACUAUGGCAAGUGCACUGACAUCUUUGCCCCCGGUCUGAACAUUCUGUCCACCUGGAUUGGCAGCAAGUACGCCGUCAACACCAUCUCUGGCACCUCCAUGGCCUCCCCCACAUCGCUGCCUGCGUCUGAUUCCGCUUUUGCCGUCGAGGAGAUCACUCCCAAGAAGCUGAAGGAUGCGCUGAUCACUGUCGCCACCUCUGGUGCCCUCUCUGACAUCCCCUCCGACACCCCCAACCUCCUCGCCUGGAACGGUGGCGGCUCCUCCAACUACACCGAGAUCCUCUCCAAGGGCGGCUACAAGGCUGGUGCUUCUGACUCAAUGAAGCAGCACCUCGACGAGCUUGUUGGCAAGGUCGAGGAGGUCAUUGCCAAGGAGCAGAAGGUCCUGAGCCACGAGCUCGGCGCCAUCUACAGCGAGAUCAAGGAUGCUAUUAGCGCUUAG
This is a messenger RNA of Penicillium diatomitis, 1482 nucleotides long. Its product is annotated as S8 family peptidase. The coding region runs from base 1 to 1482 and encodes 493 amino acids. Gene Ontology annotation, molecular function: serine-type endopeptidase activity. The record is from RefSeq and is a predicted model, not a curated record. NCBI's taxonomy places the organism in Eukaryota, Fungi, Ascomycota, Eurotiomycetes, Eurotiales, Aspergillaceae. The transcript is spliced from 4 exons. Gene Ontology annotation, biological process: proteolysis.